This is a messenger RNA of Arabidopsis thaliana (thale cress), 2305 nucleotides long. Its product is annotated as TTF-type zinc finger protein with HAT dimerization domain-containing protein. The record is from RefSeq and is marked reviewed. Lineage: Eukaryota; Viridiplantae; Streptophyta; Magnoliopsida; Brassicales; Brassicaceae. The transcript is spliced from 5 exons. Bases 86 to 2287 code for a protein of 733 amino acids. Gene Ontology annotation, molecular function: protein dimerization activity.
UCACCAUGACAAGGGUUCCAAUUCGAAAAUCAAAUUGUAAAUCCGGAGCCCAAAAAGCAAGAGAGAGAAGAAAAGAAGAGACAAAAUGACGAAGUCUUUGGCUGAUUCUAUGUUGAGGUAUGUGAAAAGAUCAACACCUCUCAAACCAAAUGAGAAUCCUACGAGUGUUGAGAAUGACAAAGCAGAAGAAAUUUGUGAAGAUACUGAUGUGAAUAUGAAUACCAUACCAGAAUGUGUUUACAGUGGAGAAAAAGAUGAGCUUUUGGAAAUUACGGAUCCAGCAAACUGGAAAAAUAUUGAUAGGGAAUUAAGAGAUUUUCUAGUCGAAAAAGGUCCUAUGAAAAGGGUACAUGAGAAGUAUGCUUUCCCGAAAACUGCUGGUAUUAGAAGACAUUUUUCUCACAGGUAUUACAAAAGAGAGAUGAAAAAUGGAGAUAAGCAAGACAGAAAUUGGUUAUUAUACUCAAAAGUAUCGGAUAAGGUUUAUUGCUUUUGCUGCAAGUUAUUUGGUCGAGACCAAGACGCGAUGCAGUUGUCAAGCACCGGGUUUAAUGAUUGGAGGAAUAUCAGGAUAAGACUUAGCCAACAUGAGACUAGUCAUCGUCAUAUUGUUUGCAUGAGUAAGUGGAUGGAACUAGAGUUGAGACUACGAAAGCAUCUGACCAUUGAUAAGUGUCUUCAAAAAGACAUUAACAUAGAGAAAAACCAUUGGAGAGAAGUUCUGUUGAGAAUAUUUUCAUUGGUAAAAAACCUUGCAAAACAGAAUUUGGCUUUCCGUGGAGAAAAUGAGAAGAUUGGUCAGAAAAACAAUGGUAACUUUCGAGUUUUAUUGAAUCGUUCGGCGACUUUGAUCCAGUCAUACGAGAGCAUAUCAGACGAGUUAAAGAAGGUCCAACUUAUGAUUAUUAAGAAAAUUCAAGAGGCGAAAUACUUUUCUGUUAUUCUCGACUGCACUCCGGAUAAGAGUCAUAAAGAACAGAUGAGUCUCAUUAUCAGAUGUGUGGAUGUCUCCAUGGCUUCGACACAAGUUUCAGAAUUUUUUCUAACGUUUGUUGAAGUUUCAGAUAAAUCCGGGGAAGGACUCUUUGAGCUACUUUGUGAUACUUUGGUUGCUCUCAAUUUGAAUAUUAAUGAUGUGAGAGGGCAAGGCUAUGAUAAUGGAUGCAAUAUGAAAGGGAAACACAAAGGAGUACAAAAAAAGUUGCUUGAUAUCAAUUCAAGAGCGUUUUAUACGCCGUGUGGUUGCCAUAGUCUUAACUUGCCAAGUCAUCUAAAAAAGCGAUUGAAUUCUUUGGAAUCAUUCAGCGGAUUUACUGCUUGUUUUCAUCAUCUACAACAAGGCCUAAAAAUAAGAGAUGCAUUGGACUACUUGGCUGAAAAUUGUGAUGACCCGAAAGCUCGCAGCGAUGCAGACUGCCUUGCUACAAGUGAGACACACAGAAUUGGUGGAUUUGAGUUCUUGUUUGGUAUGGUUAUUUGGUACAAUCUUCUUUUUACCAUGAACACAGUAAGUAAGGCGCUACAGUCAGAGAAUAUUGAUAUUGAACUUGCUCUUGUUCAACUGAAAGGGUUAGUCUCUUAUCUACAAAAUUACAGAGAAACUGGUUUUCAAGAAGCUAAAGCAGAAGCUACAUUAAUUGCUGAAUCUAUGGAUAUCGAACCAAAAUUUCCUGUGAAAAGAAAGCGCAUCAUUAAAAGGAAAAGGCAUUUUGAUGAAGAGAUGGAGAAUGAUGUUGAAACUGAAUUGCUUAGCGAGGAAGAGAAUUUUAAAGUGAGGUUUGAGCAAUUUGAAGAGUAUGGAAGAAUUUUUAGAUUUUUGUUUGAUCUAAGGAAGCUCAAAUCUGCAAGUGAUGAUGGCUUAAAGGCAGCAUGUAUAAACCUUGAAACUUCUCUUAAACAUGGAGAUAGUUCAGACGUUGAUGGGAAUCAUUUAUUCUUAGAGCUGAAAGUUUUAAAAGAACUUUUACCGACCGAGAUCACGAAAGCUAUUGAAGUGUUAAACUUUUUGAAAAAGUUUGAAGGUUGUUAUCCAAAUACAUGGAUUGCGUUUAGAGUGAUGCUAACAGUUCCAGUUUCAGUCGCCUCAGCCGAAAGAAGUUUUUCCAAGCUAAAGUUGAUAAAGUCAUACUCACGAUCAACAAUGUCAGAAGAGAGAUUGAAUGCCUUGGCGAUAUUGUCAAUUGAAAGAGAUUUAGUUGGAGAGCUCGACUAUAUAAGUUUGAUGAACGACUUUGCGGCAAAAACUGCAAGAAGAUCUAUUUUCGAAAUCCGAGAUGAUGAUGAGUAGCAAGUGUAGUUUCAGUUU